Messenger RNA from Aspergillus nidulans FGSC A4, 693 nucleotides. RefSeq lists its product as uncharacterized. The record is from RefSeq and is a predicted model, not a curated record. Lineage: Eukaryota; Fungi; Ascomycota; Eurotiomycetes; Eurotiales; Aspergillaceae. The coding region runs from base 1 to 693 and encodes 230 amino acids. The transcript has 8 exons.
AUGACGGAGCGGAAGGAACCAGAAGUCUCAAAAAGGACAAAGCUUGCGCUGAAAGGUCUACGACUAGUCUCCCACCGAGAUAACUCAGGUACCGGUGAUACACGCCACAACUGCACAGUCAAUGCCAUCAGUCUUAUUAAUUGCUUUCGAUUAGCAUUAUCAAGCAACGGGGAAUUCCUCCGAGUGAAUGAGCGGGAAGAGCAUCCGUUGAACACUGCUAUUUAUUGGGCUGCCUUGCAGCUACAUGAUAGUGUGGAAACGGCGCAAUCUCGGGUUUUUACAAUCAUUGAAGUUGUCAGCCGGCAACCAAGGGAUCAGCAAGAUAUAAUCACGCUUCUGAAGCAUUUAAGCGUGGUCUUCGGCGCUGGCCUUGUUUUCCAUAGAGGGCUGUUUUGGUGGAAAAAAGAAGAGGUAGAUCUGUGCGCGAUAGAGGGAUGGGGCUGGCACCAACAGCACAUCUGGCCUAUCCGUUCUGCAGUCCACUACGUGAAUACAUUUCGUAACUUUCGGGAUUCACAGAAGGAUGUUUUCGGACUUCCUUGUCUGGAGAAAUCGAGAAUUUCACUGCCUCUGAUCGCCCUUUACAGCAUCGAGAAGUCUUCCAAAAUCCAGGAACGAAUGUCCUACAAGGUUAUACAACGCACUAUUCGCGGUCUGAAGAAUAGUGCUUGCAAGCCUAGGGGAGUAGUAUAA